CGUCAUCAACAGAGACGAAUCCUCUCGUCUUUCUCUACGUCGUCUUUUGUCCAGUGUCAGACUGAGUGGGACUCGAACCAGCAGCCUUGACCGCCUCUGCUCACGGCCCCGCCCCUCCGUCUCUGAGCCCACCUACUCGUGUCCCGGAAAGACCUCUGGAGUACCGAAGAAAAUGCCGUCUGUCCCACCGCUCAACGUGGGGACAUCCUUCCUGCAAUUGAGGAAGUCAUUAUCAGUUGAGAGUUUUGGUUUGGAGCAGAAGAAGACAGAUCGUUCAGCUGACUACAGACCAGCUGCUGACCAGUUCCUGCAGCGUUGUCUCAGUAUCGAGGACGUUGGACGUCCCUCGUCAGUCCGAUCUGUUGGUCGGGUUCUUCAGGUUUGUUCUGACGGAACGUUUCUGCUGGAGGUCAGUCAACCGAAGAACCGAAUCUACGGAUUCAUCAUCAGCAGAGGACGAGGACGACCCGACUCUGGCGUGUAUGUGGAGGACAUGGUGGACAGCAGCACUGAGAAGUUGUACGCCGGCCUGCUGGCGGUCGGAGACGAGAUCCUGGAGGUGAACGGGGAGAAGGUGGCCUGUCUCAGUCUAGACCAGGUGACUCACCUGCUGACCCAGAACACCUCAGCCACCAUACGGACGCUCCGACAUCGGCCAACGACCAGAGGACACCUGCCACCACCUGAUCACCUGACCACAUGAUCACCUGACCACAUGAUCACCUGACCACCUGGUCACCUGACCACAUGAUCACCUGACCACAUGAUCAGUCUCAGGUGGAUGCUAACAGAUUACAGCAAUAUCAAUGAGUAAGGAUUGCAAACAUAUUUGGACUUUAGGACCUGUUUUUUUUCACCAGGCCGAGACGUUUUGUUUUUCUCACCUGGCUGAAUCGUUUUGUUUUUCUGACUCGUGUCAGUGAAACACAGUAAACUCGGGGGUGAUGCCACCUCCCGCUCCGGCCUUUGACAGCGUCAGACAGUCGUGGAAAGUUCAGGACUUCAUGAACAGAAAGUUCUUCUGCUUCUGAGGAUGUUGGACAGAUUUAAACUAAAAAUCACAGAGGAGUAGUCACAGUUGUCCUUUGUCCCUCUGCAGUGUAUGUGUCUCUGUACAGUUCACGUCUAUUUUUAUAUGUUGGUUUUAUAUUUUGUGAAAAAUUAAGAAACAAUAAAGCUUUGUGUCCCCUGUUAAAUCCGAGGUGGAAACGAUGAGACAAACUACAAAUAAAGAUUUUUUUCUGUC
Plectropomus leopardus (leopard coralgrouper) is the source of this 1246-nucleotide messenger RNA. Lineage: Eukaryota; Metazoa; Chordata; Actinopteri; Perciformes; Serranidae. The record is from RefSeq and is a predicted model, not a curated record.